UUGCGUUUUAGUGUUAUGUUGUUCAUUUCGCGAGAAAAUCUUUGAGCGAGCAGCAAAUAUGACGAAUUCGGUGCCGGACAGAUGGAGUUAUAUAUCUGCUCAACAAUAUUCGAAUGCGAGUUACUCGAUGGUUAGAGUACAAUGCUUUCGGCGAUGUGAUCAAGGGCACCAAGAUUUUAGCAUUCAAAGUUCCGCUGAAGGAUGCCAUAGUGAGAAAUCUGCAGCCAACCCAACGAUUUACUACGGCAAUAUUGCUAGAAACGUUUCCUCAUCUCAAGUAUAUCAUCGACUUGACCAAUACGUGUCGUUACUACGACAAAAAGGAAUUUACAAAUGCUGGCGUUAAAUACGAGAAGAUUGCUAUACCAGGAAGAAAAAUACCGACUAUGGAUAUAAUUAAGAAAUUCUUUAAAGUGAUGGAUGAUUUCACAUCGACAUGCGGUGAAGAUGAACUUAUAGGAGUCCAUUGCACGCACGGUGUGAAUCGUACUGGUUAUUUAAUUUGUAGAUAUCUCAUUCAGCAGCUAGGUUGGGAUAAUCAAGAUUCCUUAAAAGCUUUCGGAGAAGCACGUGGAUAUCCCGUCGAACGCGACAUUUAUCUCACCGCGUUACAGGAGGUCCAACGCGGUGAGAAGAUCGACACAAGUAAAGUUGUAUUGACGCCAGAUCCUAUCAGUGUCGCAGCUUCAACUAGGAAGAAUCCGAAACACUUAUUGAAAAACCUAUCAGGCCGACCGAUGGGGCCGCCGAUAUUCGCGAUACCGCGACGAGGUUUUGCAAAUGGCAGACCAUUUUCGUCUCAGAGAUUCGGCAGAGGUAUCGCGGGACCUCCACCAGGAUUCGGUCCAAUGCCACCUCCGUCUGGUAUGCCACCUAUUCCGCUAAUGAGUCCACCACUCUACGGCCCUAGGCCGUUCAGAUAUGGACCACCACCAAUACACCCGGUCCAGGCGAUGCCAACGCCGCCCGUACCUGGUUUUCCGCGUCCCGCUUUUCCACCGCGUAUGUCAGGUCCACCGAGAAUGUCAGCUCCACCGAGAUUACCAGUCGGUCCAACUGCGCGAUUACCGCCACCAAAGAUGCCACCACCACCACCGAAGAUGCCUCCACCUUCCAGAUCCAAACAACUCCAAACACAGAAGAAGCAGCAAAUUCGAAAUGGAAUCAUGGGGCGCUCGGUAAACAUUCGUAUGAGACGAAAUGGUCCAGUCAACAACAGAACCUUGCCUGAAGUGCAUAAGGAACAGGACUUCACUAUUGACACGUUCGAGGAAAAUCUACUUACGACUUCAAAUAUCACACAAUCGCGACGGCAAAUGAGAGGACGUUAUAAUCGAUCCAAGUGACCAUAUACUCGUUAGGAAUGCGAUGAUAAAUGAAGGAUUUUCCAUUUGACACAUCGCAAUUAAAACAGAGAUUCACAGUGUUUAAAGUAGCUUGUGCGCAUAGUCGCUGUCGUGUAACGAACAGAGAUAUUUCACAAUUUGCACUGUGAUUAUUUUUGAACUUGGACUUGGAUAUUUACUGGACCCCCCAAGUUAUAUAAAGUGUGAAUUGUUACAUCGAUAUCAAUAACAUAUACCUCCCGUAGAUAUUUUUUUUUAUUUUACGAAUAUAUUUUAUAUUGAAGA
Molecule: messenger RNA, 1631 nt
Organism: Atta colombica
Lineage: Eukaryota; Metazoa; Arthropoda; Insecta; Hymenoptera; Formicidae
Product: RNA/RNP complex-1-interacting phosphatase
Exons: 10
Coding region: 114-1346 (410 amino acids)
Biological process (GO): protein dephosphorylation
Molecular function (GO): polynucleotide 5'-phosphatase activity; protein tyrosine/serine/threonine phosphatase activity
Source: RefSeq, a predicted model, not a curated record